Messenger RNA from Amoebophrya sp. A120, 376 nucleotides. NCBI's taxonomy places the organism in Eukaryota, Dinophyceae, Syndiniales, Amoebophryaceae. The record is from the annotation of a GenBank genome assembly.
GGAAGGCGAGGGCGAAGGAGUGGAAAUGGAUCAGGAAGAAACAGGUGAUGCUCAUGUUCCCACAGAAGGCGGCGCCGCUGCACAAGGAGAAGCCAUGCAGCUCGAGGGCGCCGUGCAGGAGCCGGAUGGAACAGUGAAGGGUGAAAAUGAAAAUGAAGAGCAGGAACAAGCAGACUUGCAGAUGAGCACAGAAAAAGACGAACAGCAGGACUUCCUCCCGAGAAGUACUAGCAAAAAAUCAAGUAAGAAGCGCAGAAGAUCCUCCACCGGUUCAUCUUCGACAGCAAAUAAGAUGUUAAAGUCGUCAAAACAGCAAAAAAAAUCCCAGUACCGCCUGGCCGUCGAUCUCGCACACAUCGACGUGAUGAAAGUUGUG